Molecule: messenger RNA, 1824 nt
Organism: Anopheles coustani
Lineage: Eukaryota; Metazoa; Arthropoda; Insecta; Diptera; Culicidae
Exons: 2
Coding region: 177-1520 (447 amino acids)
Source: RefSeq, a predicted model, not a curated record
AUCAAGCGGUGCAAACUCUGCGAGUAAACAAAACUAUAAGUUUGUAAUAAAUAUAUUUGUGUAAUUUGAUCGAAUAUCACGCCCGUGGCACUGAAGGCAGUUACACUCAAGCGCACUACCAGUUAUUCAAUCCGUUAGAUUUACCUUCGCCUGAAUAAACGAGUAGCGAACGUAAAAUGGAAGUAGAUAUGCGUUAUGUGUUGGACCGAGCGAACGACCUGGAGGAGCAUCUUUCGAUCGGUUAUCAGAAGGCCUACUCGUGCAACCUACCGAUGGUAACGAGACAGAUGUUCUGGGACUACAUGGUGCGCCUAAUGAAGACAGUGUCUGGCAACGAUGGUCAACUGAAGAUGCUCCAGGCAAGUGCGGCAAACAAUGCCGAAUUUGAUGACGAUUCGGUCGGAUGUGUGCAGCUUAAAAGGGAGGAUUCUGGCUGCACGCUGAAGGGACAGAUCCAUUUGAUAAGCCCGAGCGAUGAUGGUGAGAGUGCGGAAAUCAAAAUCUACCAGCUGUCGGUCGUGAUAGACGAGGAGAACCACAAGAUCGAGUCCGCCGAAUGCAGCGACUGUACCGAGGUCGGCUUCUGUCAGCAUACGAUCAGCUUCCUGCUGUGGCUGCACAGCCAGAAUCAGCUCGGUACGCACCAGGAGCUGGAGUGCUUCUUCCGUACACCGCUCGUCACCGAGCUGGAACAGAUCCCACCGAAGCCAAUCCUGAACAAAACUAAGGCUAAAAAUUUCAUCCGCGAGAUCGUGCACGGUCUGCAGACGGAAGACAUCGAUUGUCCGCUGCGAUGGAAUUUUUCAUCGGUGAAUAAAAAGUACUCCAACCUGUCGAUUCACGAGCUGAUCAUGUGCACCGUAAAGAACGGGUACGAUUUAAAUCAGUUCUUCGAGCACGCGCAAGCCGUCGUCGGCUCGUCUAUGGCCGUGCUGGCCGAGAAGGUGAAAUUUCAACCUCGGUUCUAUCCCUGGUUCCAAGAGCUCCGCUAUGGUCGCAUUACGGGCGCCAAGGUGUACGAUUGUGCCAACCUGAACGUGGCCCGACCGCUCCUGUACGAGACGAUACUCGGCUGCAACAAGGAGCUGGACACGGUCGUGCUGCGGAAGAAGCUUGCCAUUCGCCAGCGGCUCGAAAAGUACACUAAAAUGGUGUACGAGAAUCCACGCAUCACCAUGAACGCCUCCUAUCCGGUCAUCUUCGACAUCCCGGAUGGCAUCUGUCAAUCGCACGUGGUGGAAAUCAAGUGUCCCCGGUCGCGUGAGCACAUGAAAAAGUACGUUACCGACGAUGGCAGCAUCAACGAGAAGUACUACCUGGAGAUGCAGGUGCACAUGCUGCUGUACGGCAGGACGCAGGGCGUGGUGUGCGUGGCCGAUCCGGACUUUGACAACAACAACGAUCUGUACAUGCACUCGUUCAAUCUCAACAAGCCGCUGGCUACGAAGCACCUGCAGAAGGCGGUGGAAUACUGGAAGAACAACGUUUUUCCGGAACUCGUCAACAGUUGGUCCGAGUAGAGCGGGCAGGGCUAUUGCAACUUCUUUUAAUCGAGAGAGAUCUAUAUCGCAGUGCAACUCAUCAACCAACGAUAACGGCACGAGUGUAGCGAGAAAAGAAGAAAUCAGAAACAAGGAACCUUCAGGCAGGAAAGGGAAUCAAGUAGCACGCAACGCGAUUUUAGAAUAUCUUAUUUUUUAUCUUUCUUCUUUGACAACACACCCACACACGUACACCAAUACAGACAUACACACAUACACACACACACACACGCACACACAAUAGCGUUUUAAGGACAAUAAAUGUAAGACUUUCAUUCUAGAA